AUGUUUUGUGAUAUCAGAACAUUUGAGAAAAAGCUGCAGGUUUUUGAAAGAGGCAUUGAAAGUGGGCAGCUGAAAUACUUUCCAAAUCUAAAAAUACAUUUGGAAAAUUCUACAAUAUUUACGGACAAUCCUCCAAGCCAUCAGGAAAUCCACAAGGAACUUUCUAGCAUUGUAGCAGCUGCUAAGGAGAAUUUUAGUAACAGAUUCUUGCAGUUCUGGAAAAUUGAGACAACCCUGUAUUUUCUCACUUCUCCAGAUAAAGCCAAAUAUGAAGAGCUUGAUAUUUCCUGCUUACACUGGUUAGAUUUAGAAAAUCUGGAAAUGGAGCUAUUAGAAUUUCAAGAAAGCUCUAUCUGGAAAAAUAAAUUCUAUGCCCUGCGUGCCACACUUGAGAAGAUAGAAUGUGAAGGGAUGACAACGGACAGCAAAGUUGGUGGUUCUGAAAAUGAAAUCCUUAAAGUGUGGAAUUCUCUGCCGAAUAAUUUUAAGUCAAUGAAAGCACUUGGGAUUGCUCUUCUUUCGUUGUUUGGGUCGUCUUAUGCUUGUGAGCAGCUGUUUUCAGCAUUGAAUUAUAUCAAAUCUGAUACCAGAAACAGACUAACAGAUGAAUUGAGUGCUGCAUGUGCUGUUCUCAAACUAACGGAGUAUGAGCCAAGAUUUGACAAAUGUGCAGCAUGUAUACAGCAGCAAAAAUCACAUUAA
Molecule: messenger RNA, 702 nt
Organism: Pelobates cultripes (western spadefoot toad)
Lineage: Eukaryota; Metazoa; Chordata; Amphibia; Anura; Pelobatidae
Source: the annotation of a GenBank genome assembly